GAAUCCUUCUCACCCUUUUUCAAACUUCGCUGGGAUUCGCUGUUGGUCCAUGAUGUCACUUGUAAGCGCCGAAAUCCAGUUGCUAUGGAUAACUGAUGGGGAAAAGUUGAGCGUUUUCGUGUUACCCGCCUAGAUAUCAGAUGGAUGACAUCAAUGUACUGCACCACAAAUGCCUCCUGAAUCUGAGGCGAAGAAUUCAAGAUGUUGGGGAUGGGCUCCCGGCACAGGAACGGUACAUGAGGUUGCAGAAAGAUGGAGACAUGCUAAGUUACCAUGGAAACUCGGAGGAGGUGGGUUGCUAUGUGGCCGGCCAUCCUUUAUCUAAAGAAAACUGUUACUUCGAGGUGACAAUAGUGGACACAGGUGUGAGGGGGACAAUUGCUGUGGGCCUGGUUCCCAGAUUUUACAGGCUGGACCACCAGCCUGGCUGGCUGCCAUACUCAGUAGCUUACCAUGCCGACAAUGGCAAGUUAUACAAUGGUAACCCUGUAGGGCAGCAGUUUGGGCCAAAGUGUGUUCGUGGUGACUGCAUUGGCUGUGGAAUACACUCAGAAAACACUGAAGCAGGUUUUACAACAGUGUUUUUCACCAAAAAUGGCAAAGAGGUUGGUUCUGUAGAAAUUCCUGUGUUGGCGGAGGGGUUGUUCCCUGCAGUGGGGAUGCACUCCAUGGGAGAGGAAGUGAAGGUUGACCUACAGGCCGAGUGGGUCCUUGAGGAGGAUUAUAGUAUGAUGAUGGUUGACAGCCAAGAAGAUGACUGGGGACGUCUGUAUGACGUCAGGGUGAGCGGCACGCUCUUGGAAUAUGUGGGCAAAGGAAAAAGCAUCAUGGACGUAGGUUUGGCCCAGGCCCGUCAGCCACUCACCACCCGCUGCCACUACUAUGAAGUGGAAAUUGUCGAUGCUGGGGAGAAGUGCUACAUUGCUCUGGGUCUGGCCAGAAAGGACUACCCCAGAAACAGACACCCUGGGUGGAGCAGAGGGUCAGUGGCCUACCACGCAGAUGAUGGGAAGAUAUUUCAUGGCAGUGGGGUUGGAGAUGCGUUUGGUCCUCGGUGCUUCAAAGGUGAUAUCAUGGGCUGUGGCAUCAUGUUCCCACUAGACUACAUCCUAGAUGGAGAAGGUGACAUGGACGGCUGGGAUGGGCUGGAGAUCCAGUCCGCUUACGCAGGCGUUGAGGACGUUCUCUACAUGAACAAUGAAGAGGAGGAAGAGGAAGAUGGGGAAGCAGCAGAGCAAGACCAGGAAGGCAAGAAGGUCACGGUAUUCUUCACGAGGAACGGGAAGCUCAUGGGCCGGAGGGAGAUGGCAGUUCCCCCUGGGGGCCUCUACCCCACCGUGGGCAUGCUGAGCAGUGGCGAGAAGGUGAAGGUGGAUUUACAUCCUCUCAGUGGAUGAGAGACUGGAACCAGACUGGAACUGGUUCACUGCAGAGCUCACUCUUGGCCAAGCAUGCAGACAGUGCUCGUCAUGAGAUGUAUAACUAAUCAUUCUAUGCAAUCUGUGUGCAUCCUCAUGUCUAACCUCGCUGUGAACUGAAACUCGUGAGGUCUGGCACACUCAAUUUUUGACCUUCGAUUCAAAGAUCAUUGGCAGUUUCAGGGAAUUUUCUCUCUCUCGCUCUCUCUGUGUCUCUCCCUCUUUGUCUCUCUCUCUCUGUGUCUCUUCUCUCUCUCUCUCUCUCUCUCUCUCUCUCUCUCUCUCUCUCUCUCUCUCUCUCUCUCGGACUCUGUCUCUCCUUCAGGCUGAGGCCCUUCUAUGGAUUAAGGACCUGCCGUUGCCCCCUGUUUGUUUCCUGUUCUCAUGGGAAUCAGCUGGAAAACUUUUUGCACUUUGAGCCAUUGUAUUUAAAAGAGGCUGGAAGAUAUUUAGGAAUACACAUGAUGAACAAACCCCUCUCCCAACAGCCAUAAAAAAAAGAUCGCAUUUGCAAACAUCAGUCAUUUCAGCAAUAGGCUGGAUGACACAUACUGUAAUAUUUUGCAUUGUGUGUUAACGUUUCAGUCCCUUUGCAUGUUUCAUGAAUGUUUCUGUCUCAAAGUUCUUCUCUCUCCAGGAUCACAUUCUGUCUGUAAUGCAAAAUCCCUCACAUUCAAACCUAUUGUCAGGCCUAUUGUCAUUACCAUGAUUUUCAUUCACCCAGUCUCCCAUCUGCUUGUGCUUGUCCCUGCUGUUUUGGGGUGAGAGGCUAUCACACACACAGACAAUCAUUCACACUCACAUUUACACCUACGGGUGAUUAAGAAUCUCCAGUUAACUGCAUGUUUUUGGGCUGUGGAAGGAAGCCAGAGUAUGUUGAGAGAACGUAGACAACCAGGGGAUGCACAGUGCUAAGCAUGCUUUUUGGUUCCCACUCAUGAUUGUUGUUUAAUUGACUGAUUAGCAACAGUUGAUUUUGGAAGAUGGAUCUGUGAGUACUUGAUGCCACAGUGAUCUAUAUACUGGCUGCAGUGCUAAAAGCAGUCAUGUAUGUGUACUGUACAGUAGGAGAAUGACCCAUGGUGAUGCAAUAUCACAUGUUCUGUUCUUUGAUCUUCAUUCUUUGAUGAAAGGGGAUAAUUUUAAUGUACUUAAUUACUGUAACAGCAGUUAACCAAACCUUUUAUUAGACCGAUUUGGUAGGUAACGGCUUUGCACAUUCCUCUGUCUGCGUUGUUGUGGGUAUCAUCAGUCACACAUCAGGAUAGCAGAACUUCAACACACGGUAAAAUAACCGCACUGAGUUGAACAGAAAUAUCUAUAUCAGCCGCUGCUGAUGCUGUAGCGUCUCUUCUGCAGAGCUGGAAGUAGACAGGUUACAGCCUGAGCUGGGAUAACAUAAGCUAGACAGUGCAAAGAAAUGUGAAUGUGUUCCUUACAUGUACAAUCCUAAAUAAAGCAUCAUGUGUCUGCUUGGUUUUCUUUUUAACAUCUGAUGGUUACAUUGUUUUUGUUUGUGAUUAUAUAAAAGGCCAAGUAUUCUG
Betta splendens (Siamese fighting fish) is the source of this 2962-nucleotide messenger RNA. RefSeq names its product SPRY domain containing 3 (gene spryd3). Lineage: Eukaryota; Metazoa; Chordata; Actinopteri; Anabantiformes; Osphronemidae. Gene Ontology annotation, molecular function: protein binding. The record is from RefSeq and is a predicted model, not a curated record. The coding region runs from base 141 to 1397 and encodes 418 amino acids. The transcript has 11 exons.